Molecule: messenger RNA, 2481 nt
Organism: Branchiostoma floridae (Florida lancelet)
Lineage: Eukaryota; Metazoa; Chordata; Leptocardii; Amphioxiformes; Branchiostomatidae
Product: CCR4-NOT transcription complex subunit 10-like
Exons: 19
Coding region: 87-2387 (766 amino acids)
Biological process (GO): negative regulation of translation; mRNA catabolic process
Cellular component (GO): CCR4-NOT complex
Molecular function (GO): protein binding
Source: RefSeq, a predicted model, not a curated record
GUUUCUUCCGGCACGCACGCGUACUUCGUCCAUCCAACAUGGCUGCCGAACGGUGAAAGUUUGCGAGGAUUCAAGAAAUGUGAGACAUGGCAGAGUCUUCAGACAAGCCGGAAGAGGCGGCCGAAGCCACGGAGACGGUUCCGAGUGUAGCGGUCAUCACGGACGAAGAAAGAGAGCUUGCUGGGAAGGCGUUGCUACAGUUUGAAUCUGGGAAGUACGACGCGGCAUUGAACACUAUCAGCAGACUAGAGGAGACACGACAAAAUGAUCACAAGGUCUUACAUAAUAGAGCAGUGGUGGAGUUCCACAAGUCCAACUGUACCAAAACUGACGAGUUCAGACAGAGGUUGCAGACGGUAUGCUCACAGCUGAGCAUCAAAGUGAAUGACCUGGAUGGUCUGGAGGAUGUGGAUAACGGUGUGCUGUACUAUAACCAAGCCGUGGUGAGGUUCCACACCAGGCAGUUCCAGGAGGCCGCUAAUAUCCUGGAGAAACUCUUCCAGUUCAUCGAACCUCUAGAAGAGACUCUUGCCAGGAAAAUCUAUAUGGUGUUGAUCGACCUGUAUCUGCUCACAUACCAGGCUGAGAAAGCGCUACACAUGGUCAGUUACUUUGACAAGAUGCUCUUCGACCCCCCGAGUGCUGGGAAAAGCAAGGAGGGAGCCCAGGACAAGGACAAAGACAAGGAGAAAGACAAGACGCCAGAGAGCGGAGCCACGCCCGCUGCUGCCAAGGAGACAGCGAUAGAAACCGUGUCUCCAAACGAAGAGUUCCGACCGCUCCUGCACCAGUACAAAGCUCGCUGCUGUCUGCUCGCCAAGUCCAUCAAGGCCUGCAAGAGAGAGAUCAAGGCUGUCAUCAACACACAGGGCAUGACGAGCACUACCAUCUUCCUGAAAGCGAACUUCGAGUACCUGCGGCACAACUACCGGAAAGCGGUGAAGCUCCUGAGCAGCAUUCCCGAUGCUCCACGGAUGAUGGAGCUGGGAGAGUGGAUCCCGGUCAUGUUUUACAACAACCUGGGCUGUAUACACUUCUACAUGAAGAAGUACAAUCUGGGGGCCUUCUAUUUCAAAAAGGCCAUGCAAGAGAACGACAACAGGGCCCAACAGCUGCCCAAACGGGAAUCAGGACAAAUAUUGUCGGGGCGACCGCUGCACACCCUGGCGACCAACAAGCACUACGAGCUGCUGUACAACGCAGGGAUCCAGCUGCUGCAUGCUGGGAGACCCCUGGCAGCGUUCGACUGUCUGAUUGAGUCUGUCCAGGUGUACCACUCCAACCCCAGGCUGUGGUUACGGAUCGCUGAAUGCUGCAUUGCUGCAAACAAAGAGACCCCAGAGGAGGAGAGUAGGGGCAUCCCCAGCAAGAAGCAGAUGUCGUCCCAGGGCGUGGUGGGGUCGGGUUUCCACAGGAAGCUGGUCGUCAUGUCCCCCAGUCAGAAGGGCAACAAGUUCACUGGCCCCAGUGGCCAGUCCUCUGCCAUCCCGGUCGCUAACCUGGAGUUUGCCGCCAUCUGCCUGAAGAACGCUGCCAUGCUGCUGCCGGAGGAGGCGGGCACAAAGGAUGCUGGGAGUGCAGGGCAUGCUGGGACAGGUGUGCAGCUGGGCGGCCACAGUCUGGACUCUGGUGACAUGUUUGAUGGGUCAUUGCCGGGAGACAGUGGGUGUGUAGCAGCUCCCCCUGGCUUCCCUCUCAAGCCACUGCAGGCAGCCAGCCUAAGGUGUUCGGUGUUAGCGUGCAGUGCGUACGUUGCGCUCGGACUGGGAGACAACGUGACGGCUCUCCACCACGCACAGAACCUUCUCACACAACCUUCACUCUCAGGGUCCCUCAAAUUCCUGGGUCACCUGUACGCAGCUGAAGCACUGAUCUCGCUGGACCAGGUGUCUGAAGCCAUCCAGCACCUGAACCCAGACAACAUCAGCGACGUGUCGGUCUCCUUACCUGGCACUGUGGAUACCACAGCUGAAAAGGGGAAGGGAUCAGACGAAGGAGAGGAAAGAGAGAGCCAGGAAGCUUUAAUGUUUACCUUUUUCCCCACAGCAGUGCACAGUCAAAAUUACCCACACUCCCUGCAGUCUGCCAAAGCCACCUUAAUGUUCAACCUGGCCAGCGCUCACUGUUUACGAAGCGAGUUUGAGAAAGCCAAGAAGUGUCUACAUCAAGCUGCCUCCCUGAUCCCACCCAAUGAGAUUCCUCCACAAGCAAUAAUGCUGGGUGUAUAUCUGGAGCUACAGAGUGGAAACACGAAGCUGGCUCUACAGAUCAUCAAGAAGAACCAGCUCAUACCACUGCUGAAGGGGAGCGACUCUAACGCCCCCCUCCCCGCCAGCAACACCCCUCCCACACCGCUCACUAGGGCCAAACAAAAACCUCGCAAAUAACUCAACUUUAACCCUUACCUAGCUGAGGUAGCCUUUUGGCAUCAGAGUUUGUACUGGUUUGGGGUUAAUCGGCAGAAGGUAAAUGCAGGGAUGU